Molecule: messenger RNA, 1368 nt
Organism: Prorocentrum cordatum
Lineage: Eukaryota; Dinophyceae; Prorocentrales; Prorocentraceae
Source: the annotation of a GenBank genome assembly
GCGCUGCAGCUUGGCCCAGCCCAGCUGUCGAUCCUCCAGGGAGAGCUGGGGCCAGGUGGGCCUCGUUCGAAGUCAGAGGAGGCGAUCCUCGGCACGUUAAUCCUGGACAUCGAGGGCGACGAGCCGGAGGGCAUGGUGGACACGGCGGCCGGGCAGGCGCUGGUGGGCGAGAAGCAGCUGAAGGCAUUGCAAGAGAAGUACUACAAGAAGGGCUGGCGAAUCCCGGUGAGAAAGACCGACGGCAACAGCAGCGCCAAGGGGAUCGGCGGCCGCUCCAGGGUCGUCGGGGAAGCGAUGGUGCCGGUGACCAGUGCGGGGAUCCGGUGCCUCAUCCUCUUCAGAGUGAUCGCGGAGGACGUCCCCCUCCUCCUGCCCGUGCGCUGGAUGGAGAGCCUGGGAGCCGUCGUGAACCUGGCCGAGGACAAGAUCACGCUGCGAUUCGAGGGGCUCGACCGCACCGUCAAGCUCACGAGGCAGAGGUCCGGCCAUCGCACCAUGGCGCUGCUGGACGAGAGCCUCCCGGGGGACUUCGACAUUCCUGAGGGGGCCCGGCGCGACUGGCCGGGCCUCGAGAAUGACACGUUUCGAGUGUACAGGAGAAGCUCCAGUCUGAAGCGAGAGGGGGGCUCGAGGAAGAAUUCAGCACCAGGGACUCCCCGGCCGACAGUCACCUUCUCGGAGCCGAUGGACACCAGCUGGGAGAGGCUGCCGGGGUCCGACCUGGAGUCCGAGGGGAGCGAACAGUCAUCCCCGCCGCUGCAGGACGGCGCGGCAUCGACCCGUCCCACACCUCCGUCGCCGCCCCAGCCGACGUCAAGGCCCCACAUCGGCUUCCAGACGAGCUCCCUGAGGAAGGCCUGGAAGCGGAUGACGGUCAAGCUGAUGAUGCACGUGGCCGACGUGGGACAGGCGACCAAGAUGAUACAGGAGAUGCGCGACGAAGCGACCGGGAAGAUGAACGCUCUGGAGUGCCCUCAUCCACCCUGGGCCCACUGGGAGUCAGGCAACCAGCACAUGCGCUACGUCAAGUGCCUGAGGUGCUCGAGCAUGAUCUGGAGAAGAGACCUCACGCACCGCGAGAAGCAGGCCCAGCAGCUCAAGAAGGUCGAGAGGGAGGCCCGGCGGGCGGCGAGGACCAAGCAGCUGGAGACGCCGCCCUGGGAGCCGCCGAAGGUCGAGGGUCGCAGCAAGGAGGGCGUCAAGAGGGCGGCCAGGACUACUCCAGCGGCGUCGUCCGGUUCGGCCGACGCGACGGUAGAGACGAGCAGCUCCGACCUCAACCAGAUGAUGAAGGCGAUCCAGACCAACAGCGAGGUGGUAUCGCAGCUGGCGCUGGCGAUCCAGCAGCUCGUGCAGAAGGGGACCUGA